UCGUAGGCACAACAUAACAGUCGUCAUACAAUAGCGCUCUGUAAACGGUCUGAGAACAUAUAAUAUAUUGAAAACAAUUUAUAAAAAGGCUAAAGAGCGAGCGAGUGAGAGGUGUACAAUUGUUGUGUUCGUACCUUGUUUAAAUUGGUAUUGUUUCAUUCAGGGCGGAAUUGUGUUGAAUGAAGUGAAAACUGGAUAUUCAUAACUUGUAUACUUUGAGUUGUGGAUGGUCGGAGAUUGUCGUGCAGAGAAAUCAGUCUGUACGAAGCUGUUGAAGUGAAUAGAAGUACAAAUAACUGCACUGAAAAAUAGUAAAGAACCGUAAAGGGAAGAAAAUAAGAAAUACUAUGAAUAUUUCACAGAACAAAGAAGCAUAAUAUCAGAUAAACAAACGUGAAAAGCAAUAAGAAGUAAUAGUGUCAAAGUUAUUUCGAAGAAUAUUAAAGAAUAAUAGUGAGAAGUAAAUAUAGAACAUAAAGUUACGUGAAAGUGAAAAGUUAUAUAAAAAUUCAAAAUACCAGAAUGACGACUUUGUCUUCACAUCCAAAUUACGGUUUCCAUCUAAGCCAGGCUUUGGACGUACCCACUCCAGGCGAUUAUGCUCCACAAAAUAAUCUCAAUCCCACCGAUAUGGAUAUAAAGCGUGUAAUGCAUUUUUCGCAAACUGGUAGCUUAGCUGCUAUUUCUGCAGCGAUGGGCGGCUCUCCAGUAGGCGGUCAUGCAGCCAGCAACGGUAACUCCAUCAUGGGUACAGCCAGUAUGGGUCAUAUGGGUAGUGGAAGUGGCAGUCUUGGUGGCAAUAUGAACAGUGGCUUACAUCACUUAGCUGGUGGCAAUCAUCAUAUGCAAACUGCCGUCGGCCAUCAGACACUCUCGCCCAACUCCUCAAUCGGUUCUGCUGGCAGUAUUGGAAGUCAAAGUUCAAUUGGUGCUUUAGGUCAUGGUCAGGGCAAUAAUGGUGGUGGCAGUAUCCACCAUCAUCCUACAUCGCCGGGUCAGGAAGGCCACAUUAAACGACCAAUGAAUGCUUUUAUGGUAUGGUCUCGUCUACAGCGUCGUCAAAUCGCUAAGGACAAUCCAAAAAUGCACAACUCGGAGAUUUCUAAACGUCUUGGUGCUGAAUGGAAACUGCUAGCUGAAUCUGAGAAACGUCCCUUUAUCGACGAAGCCAAGCGUUUACGCGCACUACACAUGAAAGAGCAUCCCGAUUACAAAUAUCGCCCACGACGUAAGCCAAAGAAUCCGCUCGCUGGUGGACCACAAGGACUACAAAUGCAAGCCGCACAAGCUCAACAUAAAUUGGGUGGUGGUGCAGGCGGAGCUGGUUCUGGUGCCUAUAAUCCUUUCCAUCAAUUACCACCAUAUUUUGCGCCUUCACAUCAUCUUGACCAGCCGUACCCAGUACCGUAUUUCGGUGGUUUUGAUCCCUUGGCACUUUCGAAAUUGCAUCAAACACAGGCUGCAGCCGCCGCAGCUGCUACAAAUCAAACUCACAAUGUACUGGAGGCUCAAAAAGCUCCUCAGUUGCCACCAACGACACUAAGCAGCUUUUAUUCCGGCAUCUAUUCAGGCAUAUCAGCGCCUUCCUUAUAUGCCGCACACUCGGCAAAUGCAGCGGCGGGGCUCUACAAUUCAUCGUCGACAUCAUCGCCAGGCUCUUCGCCCGGUACAAUCACACCCAACGGCAUGGAAUCAUCAGUGUCAUCGGCGAUGGACAAUGCGCUGAGGCGACCGGUGCCGGUGCUGUAUUAGAUAAUAAGCAAAAAUAUUUGUAGUUUUUAAUGUAGAAAGUACAAUUGGCGUUCAAUGCGCUUUGUUAAAUUUUUUAUUAAGAACCAAUACCUCGAGAGGCCCCGGAGUUAUUAUAUGUAUGUGUGUAGAUACAUAGACACACUGGGUAAUAUACCAAAAUGUAUUUAUUAACAAUAUAAUGUAUUGGAAGUAGACACAGAUUCCUUUACCAAGUUAUCAUGUGAUUUAAGUUGUAGCUAAAAUUAAAUGUCAUAUUAUUACUUA
Molecule: messenger RNA, 2016 nt
Organism: Bactrocera latifrons
Lineage: Eukaryota; Metazoa; Arthropoda; Insecta; Diptera; Tephritidae
Product: SOX domain-containing protein dichaete
Exons: 1
Coding region: 523-1752 (409 amino acids)
Biological process (GO): positive regulation of transcription by RNA polymerase II; cell differentiation; anatomical structure morphogenesis
Molecular function (GO): RNA polymerase II cis-regulatory region sequence-specific DNA binding; DNA-binding transcription factor activity, RNA polymerase II-specific
Source: RefSeq, a predicted model, not a curated record